GUCUACUGACUGGCGAGGAGCGCACGUUGGUACCGUUGCUCUUCCGUGUUGUUUCAGUUUGAGAAUGCGUUGAACUAAGUUUUGUGGCAAGUGCGACGUCGCUUCACGGCAUUUUCCAUAACCAUGACUUGCUGCGCCUUCGGAUGCCCAAAUACUUGCAGCAAAGGCAAGAGACUCUUCUCGAUACCGUCUGGUAAGCGAGACGGGUUAAGAAGAAAGGCAUGGAUUCAUCGAAUCGGCAGGAAGAACUUCAUACCAACACCCUCCACACGACUAUGCGAGGUCUUUACGUUGUUACGAGACCAUGAGCGGCGGUGUGUGAGCGGCACUUGUGCAUUGCCAAAUUUGUCCUUCGGCAAGAAAAACAUGAACAAGAAGAGUGGCAAGACCAGGCACGACUCCGCUGGGCAGCUGAUGCGUAGUCACCUCAAUGCAAUCGCCCCACCUUCUCAGUUCUUGGCUGUGAUGCGCCCCUUCCGACAUCCAUGGAGUAUAGGCCUCCUGGAGUCAUCCGGGAAAGCCAACUAUGAAUAGGUGGGCAUCAUCGUUGCUCCAAGCGACAACGACACGAGCGGCUGUCUCAAUCUUAUUAUGCAAAUGACACAAAGAACGGUGUUUAAAUGGGAUGCAUCUGAGAAAAAAUGAAUACGGCAGUCAUGUGCCCCUCCCUUCGAGGAGACCAUGUGCUGAAGAAUGACGUACGAGCAAUCAUUGUGCAGCAACUAGAAAUAUAAGCCCAGCUGAUGGCUUUCGCAAGAGAAAUCGGAUGCGAUAUGCGCACGCAG
This is a messenger RNA of Dermacentor silvarum, 785 nucleotides long. RefSeq lists its product as uncharacterized. Lineage: Eukaryota; Metazoa; Arthropoda; Arachnida; Ixodida; Ixodidae. The transcript has 3 exons. The coding region runs from base 124 to 534 and encodes 136 amino acids. The record is from RefSeq and is a predicted model, not a curated record.